Messenger RNA from Dentiscutata heterogama, 516 nucleotides. The record is from the annotation of a GenBank genome assembly. Lineage: Eukaryota; Fungi; Glomeromycota; Glomeromycetes; Diversisporales; Gigasporaceae.
AAAUUAUCACCGGCGUUAAUAAAUAUGAUAAUAGAGAACUUAAAAUAUUUGAAAAGAGUUCGUUGCGUCUAGGCGUUAAGGCUUGCUAUUUAAGUCAUUACAGACUUUAUGAAUCAAUUGUGAAAAGAGGAUAUGAAAGUGCUUUAAUUUUAGAAGAUGAUGUCGAUAUGGAACUUAACAUUACAGAUAUUAUGACUAAAGCUCAUCAAAAUUUACCUAAUGAUUGGGAUUUACUAUUCAUUGGCCAUUGUCAUUCAUCGAAUACUGAGUACGCAGCCAAUUUGAUUGCUCAUGAAUUACGUAAAUAUGGUCAUUUACAGUGUACACAUGCUUAUGCUGUUUCAGCUAAAGGUGCUAAGAAAUUAUUAGAAAAACUUCAAAUUAAUGACUUACAACAACCUAUUGAUAUGGAGAUACGCUACCUUAUGGAGGCUGGAGAACUUAAUGUCUAUUCGAUUCAUCCAUCAAUUGUUAUACAGAUUAAAGGUGAUCACGACCUUUCAGACACAUAUACUG